GUCCAGCCCCAGGAGCCGGGGACCGUCCGCGUAGCGAGCCGGGGCAGGGGCAAGGGGCAGACGGCAGAGGGCCGGGGCUGCGGCAGAGGGUGAGGGCCCAGGAAGACCAUGCUGCGGGGCGCGCCAGGACUAGGCCUCAGGGCGCGGAAGGGGACCGAAGGCUCUGCAGAGGACUUGGGGCGUCCCUGGCCCGAGCCUGGGGGUGAUUUGGGGAUGCUAGGGGCGAACGGCGCUCCCCGUGGCCAGGGCGAGACAGAAGAGCCGGCUGGCAGGAGGCGCGCGCGGCCGGUGCGGUCCAAGGCGAGACGCAUGGCGGCCAACGUGCGGGAGCGCAAGCGCAUCCUGGACUACAACGAGGCCUUCAACGCGCUGCGCCGGGCACUGCGGCACGACCUGGGCGGCAAGAGGCUCUCCAAGAUCGCCACGCUGCGCAGAGCCAUCCACCGCAUCGCCGCCCUCUCCCGGGUCCUGCGCGCCAGCCCCGCGCCCCGAGAGCCCUGCGGACACCUGGAGUGCCACGGCCCGGCUGCGCGCGGGGACACCGGAGACACAGGCGCCAGCCCCCGGACGCCUGCAGGGCCCAGCCUCGCGUGCCCAGACGCCGCCCACCCCUCGGUGCCGUCUGCGCCCCGCUGUGCCUCGUGCCCCCCGCACGCGCCCCCGGGACGGCCCAGCGCGGUGGCCGACGGGCCGGGCCUAGCCCAGGCCUCCUGGGGAAGCUGGAGCCGCUGUCCCGGGCCUUCCUCUGCCGGGCCGCCUCCCUGGCCGCGGGGCUACCUGCGAGCCGCUCCUGGGAUGGGCCAUCCGCGCUCCUGACCAGCCUCGAGGCACCAGCGGGGCUGGAGGGAGGCCGGGCUGGCAGCUGGACUACAAAAGCCGGGACUGCAAAGGCGUACUGGACAAGAGCAGAACCGGACGGGCUGAGACCUAGCGUGAAGGAGACGCGGCCUCCCUAGAGAGAAGGAGCUCUGGGGCCUGAGGCUGCCCCCCACAUCCCAGCCUGGGCCAGAGAGAAGGAGCUCCAGGGCCUGGGGCUGCGCCCCCGCAUCCCAGCCUGGGGAAGGCAGUUACCAGAAAGGCUCAGGAUCCUGAGCUCAUCUUGGACUCGAACUCGUCUUGGAGCCACCUUCGCACCCCUGCGCCUCCGAGCCCUGUGUGCUCUUGCUGCUUUUAGGAGAGUGAGGGCUUUGGGGCAGCAAGUGUGGGAGCAUGGGAGUGGGGGGGCGUCUGCUGUGGUCUCGUGGGCACAUGAGUGCCGAGUCCCCUUCCCCUGCCUGCGCUGCUGCCCAAGCCUGAUCCGGGAAAGACAGCAGCAGCAGCCAAAUAAAAAGGAAAAACUCAUUUCUGUCCGAUACCACGACUCCAGUGGGUCCAGUGUCCCAGGGUGGCAAGAAGGCCUGAGGACCCGGGGCUCGCCUUGGUACGCUGGGCGGGGCCUAAGGCCCACAGGUCGGCGCCUGGGGAAACUCGUUCAUAGCAAGACCCCAGGUGUGGCUGAGCACUGUGGGGGCCCAAGGAGAGGAAAAAGACAUCCAGAGACCCCCUCCCUGCGUCCCCUGGGGUGGGAGAAGGCAUGAUCAGGAGAGGGGUCACGGGGCCUGGGAGGAUACGGAUGCGGUCAGUCCUGUCUCUGGACCUGCCUGGAGUGAGCCACAGGGAAGGGAGAGUCUGGCCGGGUCUCAGGGAAGGAGGCCGAGGGCAGGGCUGAGGAUUGGGGGCCUGUGAGUCCUGCGUGCACGUACCUCAAGCGACAGGCAGGAAGAACUCCCAGGGAACUGUGGGCCAGGGCCCCCAUGAUGAGGGGCCGACUUGGAACCCAGGAAGGAUUCUGGGGAGGGGAUUGAGUGAGGGCAGAGGGGCCUCAGGUCAAGCCGGCUGAGCGAGUGAGAGGCACAGCCAGCUGCCCCGGGAGUUUUGUCCAGAGAGCUGACCUGCGUCUGAGAUGAGCUGGUGUCUGGCCCGGAUCAGGCUAAGGGUCUGAUGCGGCAGGGGCUGCCUGCUAGGCCAGAGCCCAGAGGUGCUGGGAGAGAGCUGGGCUUUUGCCAACAGGAGAGGGAAGGGUUCCCCACAGCAGAGUGGGGAUCCCACAGAAGCUAGAGAAACGGCAUUAGGCAUAAACCCAGGGAGAGUUUCCCAGAGCAUGUGGGGUGAGGCUCACCACUACAAUUAAAAAUGCCUCUGCUGUCUGCAAACCCCAGCCCUGGCUGGCGCGCUCAGCAUCCUUUCCCCAGUCACAGCCCUUAGGGUUCCCAAUUGCACAGGAAGGCGUGGCACAGACCACGGGAAGGCUUUGACUCUAUGUAGCGGGGACGUGGGGUCUAGCCAGGAGCAGCAACACGUGAGAUGCUGGCCCCAGCCCUGCCCGCCGAGCCCCACAGUGCCACGGGCUGCCAGUGGGAAGGAAAGAGCCAGGCCUGCCCCAGUCCAGCCCCUGCUCAGCCACCUCUCUCAGCCUCUAGUUCCUCCCCUCUGACAUGAAUAAUGAUUCCAGGGUGGCUGUGAGGAUUGUAAGUGGUUCGUAAUGGACCGUUUCUGGCAAACAGAAGGUGUUCAAGGUGUUCAUGAACUGUCACUGUUUACGUACUAUUAGGAUCUGAUGAGAAACCAGCUUGGACGAGGCUGUAGCUGUGUUUCAGCCUCAGGUAUUUAUCAUCUGGAAACAUGAUACGAGGACCAGCAAGUCCUGCUUUCCUAAAUUCCAGGACUGAAAGAAAUAAGGGGACCGGGCAUGGUGGCUCACCCCUGUAAUCCCAGCACUUUGGGAGGCCGAGACGGGUGGAUCUCCUGAGGUCAGGAGUUUGAGACCAGCCUGGCCAACGUGGCGAAACCCCAUCUCUACUAAAAAUAAAAAAAAUAGCUGGGUGUAGUAGCGCACACACCUGUAAUCCCAGCUACUCAGGAGGAUAAGGCAUGAGAAUUGCUUGAGCCCGGGAGACAGAGGUUGCAGUGAGCCUAGAUUGUGCCACUGCACUCCAGCCUGGCCAACAGAGCGAGAC
Molecule: messenger RNA, 2996 nt
Organism: Piliocolobus tephrosceles (Ugandan red Colobus)
Lineage: Eukaryota; Metazoa; Chordata; Mammalia; Primates; Cercopithecidae
Gene: BHLHA9
Product: basic helix-loop-helix family member a9
Exons: 1
Coding region: 109-816 (235 amino acids)
Biological process (GO): regulation of transcription by RNA polymerase II; developmental process
Molecular function (GO): DNA-binding transcription factor activity, RNA polymerase II-specific; RNA polymerase II transcription regulatory region sequence-specific DNA binding; protein dimerization activity
Source: RefSeq, a predicted model, not a curated record